Messenger RNA from Cryptococcus wingfieldii CBS 7118, 1173 nucleotides. RefSeq lists its product as hypothetical. The coding region runs from base 1 to 1173 and encodes 390 amino acids. Lineage: Eukaryota; Fungi; Basidiomycota; Tremellomycetes; Tremellales; Cryptococcaceae. The transcript is spliced from 3 exons. The record is from RefSeq and is a predicted model, not a curated record.
AUGCUCCCCUCGCUCACCCGGCGGCCGUCCACGCUCCCGCCCCUGCCCUUCGCCCCCACCCCCUCCCCCCACCAGCCGCUCUUCCGCCCGACCGAGCACGUGACCGUCCACCAGCCCUGCCGCGUCAAGACUGCCCUCCACCCCUUCCGUCACGCAGACCUCCUCCUCGUCGUCUCACAAGAUACUGCCAGAGAUCAUCCCGCCGAGGAAGCAGCCGUAUUCCUCAUCUCCCACCAGAAUCCCCUCCACAUCUUGUACAUCAUCCCCGUCUCCCAACAUUUCACACACCGUAUCGAACAGACCCCUCCUUCCCCCUCAGCCUCCUUCUUCCACCAAAGCGCACGACCUCACACCACCCUCAUCCUAUCUCUUCACGAGAUCCAGCUCGAGCUGCGCAUCCCUGCCACCCAAUCUCGCGACGUCCAGCGGCUCGUCACAGAACUACGCCGAUUCGUCGAGCACUCAAAGAAGGUCGGGUGCCCGCCCAGCUUGAGUCACGCGUGGACGGGUCUUUAUCCUGUUCAGACGCCGCAAGAAGAGGCGCGGGAGGAUGUGGAGGACGAUCCGGUUGUUGAUGAGGAGCAAGUCGCCGUAGAGGCUGAAACCGUGGGAGAAGCAAAGAAAGAGGAACAGAAAGGUACUGCAGAAUCGGAUGCUGUGAAGGAGGAUACCCCUGAGCCCCAAGGUAACGUCGCUCUGGCUGUCCCAGCCCGAUACUCAUUCCAAUCAGAAACACCGGCAUCAUCGAUACCUCUCGAAACCCCCGCCGACCUCCCCACAACCCUCACCAUCAACCACAACCUCCCCUCCUCCCCCCUCAACCCCACCUCCCCAAAUUUCAACCGCCCCUCCUACCUCCGCUCCCACGUCCUCUCCCAAUCAUCCUCCUACACCUCCACAACACCCCUCAAUAUCCGUUGUGCGACGUACAACGUCAACAACAAAGUGCCCCCCAAGGGAACUACCGAACUUGCUGGGCUGGUGGGGCGGGGGGAGGAGGAUGUGAUUGUUGUGGGGCUGCAGGAGGCGGAUUUGAGGGUUGGCGCGAUGUUUGUGGGGCAGGGGAAUACGAGGGCGGAUUCGUGGGAGGAAGCGCUCUUGAACGGACUAGGACCCAAGAAAAGCGAAUUCGAAAAGGCAAGUAUCCCUUAUCCUUCAUUAAUAUCCAACUGA